This is a messenger RNA of Cornus florida, 1195 nucleotides long. Its product is annotated as pyrroline-5-carboxylate reductase. The transcript is spliced from 7 exons. The record is from RefSeq and is a predicted model, not a curated record. The coding region runs from base 130 to 819 and encodes 229 amino acids. Gene Ontology annotation, biological process: L-proline biosynthetic process. Lineage: Eukaryota; Viridiplantae; Streptophyta; Magnoliopsida; Cornales; Cornaceae. Gene Ontology annotation, molecular function: pyrroline-5-carboxylate reductase activity.
GGUAUUAAAUAAACAAGUUGGGCGCAAAUCAGAAUUUAUUUCCCUCCGAAAAACACUCGCAGGGACGUACCAUCCCAGUUGAAGAGAGAGAGAGAGAGCGACACAAUACGGUCUUGAGACAGAGACACCAUGGCCAGCGUUGUUCCGAUUCCGAGCGAUGGGUACAAGUUAGGGUUUAUUGGAGCGGGCAAAAUGGCGGAGAGUAUCGCCAGAGGCGUCGUCAAGUCGGGUGUCUUGCCCGCUUCCAGAAUCCGAACUGCCCACCUCGGUUCCGCUCGCCGGACUGCUUUUGAAUCCUUUGGCGUUAAAGUUCUUGAUCAAAACCACGAGGUUGUUGAAGACAGCAAUGUGGUGAUUUUCUCUGUGAAACCUCAAGUUGUUAAAGAUGUGGUCUUGCAAUUGAGGCCAAAACUUUCAGAGAAGCAGCUUCUUGUGUCAGUUGUUGCAGGAGUUAAAUUAAAGGAUCUACAGGAAUGGGCUGGUCACAGCCGAUUUAUUAGGGUAAUGCCGAAUACUCCUGCUGCUGUAGGCCAGGCCGCAUCUGUUAUGAGCUUAGGGUCAGAUGCAACAAAAGAAGAUGGAGAGCUAAUAGAGCAGUUAUUUGGAGCAAUUGGCAAGAUAUGGACAGCCAAUGAGAAACUGUUUGAUGCAGUUACGGGCCUGAGUGGCAGCGGCCCAGCAUAUAUGUUCUUAGCAAUAGAAGCUUUAGCUGAUGGAGGGGUUGCAGCAGGUCUACCACGAGAACUUGCAUUGGGUCUUGCUUCUCAAACCGGAAGUGUUCUUGCUUUUAUAUUUAAGCGGAAGGUAUCAACCAAGUAAUGCCUGGGUGAACAUCUUCGUACUUGAGUCUGCUUGAUCUUGCACUAGGGCCAGAGGAGCAAGCUUAAGAUCUUGGUUGCCUGGAUUGCCACUUAUGAUUCUGUCAGGCACUGGUGUGAUUGCCUAUAUAUCAAGCUUGUCUGUAAAUAGCAGAAAUUGUUUUGUGUGAUUCUUGAGUUUCUUUAAUUGCUGUCAACAUAAUAAAAGCAAGAAUAGCACAGUUGAGAUGGAUGUGCUAUAUGACUAGAAAUGAUAGAAUUAGAAAUGAUCACAUUUGGGUGAUGGUUGAAGUAGGCACAAAUUGGUAAGUAAUUUUUAAAUUUUCUCCCAUAAAUGCUAAGUUUUUUGUGAUAUACAUGUUACAUAUGUUAUGAUU